This is a messenger RNA of Hibiscus syriacus, 917 nucleotides long. RefSeq lists its product as uncharacterized. The coding region runs from base 53 to 913 and encodes 286 amino acids. Lineage: Eukaryota; Viridiplantae; Streptophyta; Magnoliopsida; Malvales; Malvaceae. The transcript has 2 exons. The record is from RefSeq and is a predicted model, not a curated record.
AAUAACAACGUGGCAAAAAUGGCCAGCGAAAGCCGAAGCAGAGAAUCGGAGAAUGGAAAUGGCAGCAACAGCGACUCAAACAUGUCCUUGUACUUCUUCCUCCUAUAUCUUCUUCACCCAACCACAAAAAUCCCAUAUCCAUUUCCCAUUUCAUCCUCCCUCCCCCUCCCUUUUACGCCGUCGUUUAAGCUCAUCUGCAGCCAGAGAUAGCAGCAGUAGGAAGAGAAGAAAGUGGGACUCUAACGCCGAGACAAUUCGUGCCAAAGUUUUCAGAUUCAACACCCAAGAAAACGACGACGUAGAAGGAGAUGGAGAAGAUGACGAUUAUGAUGAUGAAAUGGCAAGUUCUGGGAUUAUUGAUAGCAUUUGGAUUUUCAAGGUUUUCAAAUCCUAUGGUUGGGCGCUACCACCCAUUUUACUUUCGUUGUUGUUUGCCACCGGGCCGAAAGCUUUCCUCAUGGCAUUAGCAUUUCCACUUGGGCAGUCGGCGAUAACUUUGGCAUUCGAAAUGAUUUCGAGGAAGUCGCGAAGCAAACAUAAGCGUAAGGCCAGGGUGAGGAAAGCGAAAAGAUAUGCAUCUCGGCGCACCGUAACAAAUGUUGAGAGGGAGGAGGAAGUACACAAAGUCCCGAAGAACAGAAAGGGAAUGAAGGGUUAUCAGUCAUGGGUCGUCGAUGACGAUGAUUCUCUCAACGAGCGUGACCAAAGCACGAGUAGCUUUGGCGGAUGGGACGAGCUCGAUGGAACGGGAUACACGAAAACGUCGUCGACUUUGGAAAAUGGACCUAAACGGACGAUAAAGGUGAAGGACAAGUUGAGUAUGGAACAGAGCAAAAGUAAUGAACCUUUUCUGUUGAGAUUGUUGCUUGCUGUCUUCCCAUUUUUAAGUUCUUGGACCAAGUUGUUCUGGUGAUCCC